Molecule: messenger RNA, 1089 nt
Organism: Orycteropus afer afer
Lineage: Eukaryota; Metazoa; Chordata; Mammalia; Tubulidentata; Orycteropodidae
Gene: TCEANC
Product: transcription elongation factor A N-terminal and central domain containing
Exons: 1
Coding region: 28-1089 (353 amino acids)
Biological process (GO): DNA-templated transcription
Cellular component (GO): nucleus
Source: RefSeq, a predicted model, not a curated record
UUUUCCCUUUUCUUUGCAGCUGUCACAAUGUCUGCCAAGAACCACAUAGCUGCCAGAGCUGCACGUAUCGAGCAACUCAUGUCUAACAGACAUUUUGAGGAUCUUGGCAACCACCUGACUGAACUAGAAAUGAUUCAUGUGACUAAGGAACAUCUCCAGGAGACAGAUGUGGUCAGGGUCAUGUACAGAGUCCUCAAACACUGCCCCACGGUUGCUUUGAAGAAGAAAGCCAAGUGUUUGCUGUCAAAGUGGAAAGCUCUUUAUGAGACUACUCACUUCAAGCCAAUGAGCAACCAUGAGUUACUCUCCAAGAGUGGUAAAAAGGAAGAGAAAUCAGGACUUUCUCAUGACCCAAGUCAAGAUGAGACCUUGGACAUUUCCAGCUCUGAUGAUUCUCAGCCAUCAUGCCAAGAUGUUGCGAAAGCCAUUGAAAUGAUUGUGCCAGCAAAUAGUGCUGUUCACGUGGUACCUGAGGAGGGGCACUACAGUGGUUGUGACCCUACACCCACUGGCAAGGAAUCCAGUGAGUUGCUGGGUCCCACAAUGCCCGUGAGAACCAAAUGCAUAGAACUUCUUUAUGGAGCUUUAACUAGUUCUCCCACAGAUCCACCAAAAGCUGAUUUGUGGCAAAAAUUUGCAAGAGAAAUUGAAGAGCACAUUUUUGCCCUCUAUUCAGGAAACCUCAAAAAAUACAAAACUUGUAUCAGAAGCAAAGUUUCCAAUUUGAAGAACCCCAGAAAUUCUCAUUUGCAACAAAACUUGCUCUCUGGGGCCACGUCUCCAAGAGAAUUUGCUGCAAUGACUGCCCUAGAAAUGGCCAACCAGGAGCUGAAGGAGCUGAGAGCAGCCUACACAGAAUCUUCUAUACAGGAGCAUUGUCUUCCCCAAGGACUUGAUGGGACGCAGACAAAUAAAAUCAAAUGCAAACGCUGUGAGAAAUACAACUGCAAAGUCACUGUAAUUGCCCGAGGAGCCCUUUUCCUUCCAAGUUGGGUACGGAAUUCCAGCCCGGAUGAACAGAUGAUGACCUAUGUAAUUUGUAAUGAAUGUGGUGAGCAAUGGUACCACAGCAAGUGGGUGUGCUUAUGA